Molecule: messenger RNA, 2236 nt
Organism: Amoebophrya sp. A25
Lineage: Eukaryota; Dinophyceae; Syndiniales; Amoebophryaceae
Source: the annotation of a GenBank genome assembly
AAUGCGAUGAAUGAGGAACACGACCGUGCUGCCUCAGAGGAGGACAUGUCUUCCGAAGAGCAUCGGGAGAGCCACGAGGAAGAGGAGGAAGAUGAAGAAGAGCCUAGUGAGCAGGACUCUGACUCUGGAGGUCUCGAUAACGAAGAAAUAACCGAUGAAGACGAGGUGGCAAACGAGAAAAGUGUAAGUGAUUUAGAAGUGGAUGAGGAAGGAGAUCAUCCCGAGAGUGACGAGGACGGCUCAAUUAUACACGACGGCGAUGAAGCUCCUGACAAUGCCAGUCGUGAUGCUCCAAGCACGCGUGUUGGAAAGAAGGAUGCUCAAGCUGUCGCGGCUGCGAAAAAGAAGGCGAGGGAACCUGCAGCUCGCUCCAGCAAGAAGGAUAGAGCUUCUUCUGAGACCACUAGUGGUGCUGGCCCGAAACGCUCUGCAGCAACAGGAGCUCCAGAAAGCAGCCGCACCGGAGGCACGUCGUCGGCAAAGCGGGCACCCUCGAGGGAAGACAAGCGGCGGAACAGUCGGCGCUCAGUAGUCAAGGAGGAGCGGAAACCAAAACAACGAGAGAGCGCGGAGACCGACGACCACGAGGAGGAUGAAGCGGCCCACGCUGAGGAGGAUGAAAGAGAAGAUACGCACGUUCCUGCUCGUGGUGCAUCGACGCGACAGCUGAAGAAGGGCACUGUCUCUUCUAGCAAGACCGCUGCCUCAGGGACCACCUCGCGAUCGAAAAAAGUCACGGGGGCAGCGACUGCUACUGACAAGGACAAAGGAGCCACAAGCAGGGGCACAGGCACGGGCACAGCUUCCAGCAGUAGCAAGGCGAGUCGGACGGCUACCGGUGGACGCACCACAAAAAGCGGUCGUCGUGGUUCCGUCACCGUCGUCGCUGCAGCCGGACCAACGCGCGGCAGCUCUGACGUAGAGCACGCGGAAGACGAGGUCGUCGAGGUCUCUCCGAAAGGCCGAUUCUCAAGGUUCAAUCGCAAACUGGGUUCUGGUAGUUAUAAGCAAGUGUAUCUGGGCUUCGACAACGAUACCGGCCGUGAGGUCGCCUGGAACGUCAUCCCGUUUUCCAGGAUGAGUCCUACCGAAAAGAAGCGUAUCCAGGACGAGAUCAACAUCACGAAAAGCCUCGAUCAUCGCCGCAUCAUACACUGCAUGAACGCGUGGAAAAAUAGCGUACUCUACUACAACUCUUUCUCUUUCAUAUUAACUUUAUCUUCAUGUAGUUGCAUCUUCUUCCGGUCUGUCUUUUUUCUAGUUAGGUCGGCUCCACCACAAAUUUAUCAUGUAGUUGCACUUAUAGCAGGAGGAAAUAAGUACCAUAAUGAUAAUCUAUCAUGAUUAACAGGGACUAGUAGUAGUAUUAACAAAUUGAUGACACAACUUCAAGAUUGCCACGACAUUGAGACUUAUCACAUUUUAAUAUGAACUUACACAGGAGCGUGAGGAGGUGAUUUUUAUUACUGAGCGGGUGACUGGUGGUAGCUUGCGCAGUUACGUGAAUCGUCUUGGAGGUCCCCUGAAAUUGAAAGUUGUGCGCAAUUGGGCGUGCCAGAUCCUAGAGGGUCUCGAAUAUCUUCACACCCGCGAGCCUGCAGUGAUUCACCGCGACUUGAAGUGUGAUAAUAUCUUUAUCAACGGGAACGUGGGCCAAAUUCUCAUCGGAGAUUUGGGCCUCUCGUCCACGCUAAAGAUGACGCGAACAGGUGGAAUGGCCCAGAGUGUAGUCGGGACACCAGAGUUCAUGGCGCCGGAACUGUACGAAGAACGCUACGGCACGCCGGUUGACAUUUACGCUUUCGGCAUGUGCCUCGUGGAAAUGGUCUCGCGCCAGUUUCCUUUUGCGGAGUGCACGACCACAGUCCAAGUUUACAACAAGGUACUUGUAAGCAGUUGUAAGUACUUACUCCAUCUACCCAGUGAUAAUUGUCUUUCUCGAGGAUUCAAGAAACCAAGUCCCUGAAUUGUGUAGCUCAUCGUUAUUUUCGAUCGAAAAUAUCUGCUGUAGGUUAUGAACGGCGAGCAGCCGCGUGUGAUCAAGCGCAUCCAGGAUGAGAAGUUGCGCGGUUUGAUUCAAGCGUGUUUGUUGAAAGACGGGAAGCAGCGACCCACCGCGACGGAAGCGUUGAUGUUUUCGUUUUUGCGACAAGAGGGUUCCAACGGCGAUCAGCUCUGUGGCCUGGAUCCCGAGGAACAGCCGCGAGGGGGCCGGUCGGAACAACAGCUGGAGUCG